AUGGAUCGCGUUACUUCGGAACCACCCUGCCGCAAGCUCGUCUCUGUGCGACGCAUCCCACUGAUCAAGCCUCUCGACUCCAGCGACACUCACGAGGUCGUUAAGGUUGAUGGCUGGCCGGUCGUUGUAGGCAAGGGCCAAUUUUCCGCCAACCAGCGAGUCUUGUACUUCGCAAUCGACUGCGUCCUGCCUUUGAAAGAUGAGCGCUACAAGCCCUACCGCUUCUCGCACUUCCUUGUCGAGCUGCAAGGACAGAAAGGCUGGGUUGUACAGACUGUCGAAUAUGAAGGCCACAUAUCGCAAGGAAUGGUGUUUCACCUCGAAGUGUUUCCAGAGUUCAUUCUUGCAGCGAACGAGAUUCGAGAAAGGUCAAUUUACAUCCGUGUCAACUCGGGCCAAAAUUUUGACGGGACGAUCAUUGCUGAGUCCCUUGAGAAGACUCUGAAGACUAUGGACUUCCAGAAAGACCUCGGAAUCAGAAAAUGGAUCACAUUCUAUCCACCUGACGGAGGAAUCAGCCUCGGGCGCUCACCAAGCUUCCUCCCCACAACCAAGUCAGAGCGCGUUCAGAAUAUCCAAGAUCUUUGGAAGACACAUGGCGAUACCGAAUUUCAGAUCACGGAGAUGCUAGACGGAAUGCCCAUGGUGUUCUACGACAUUUCUCGAUCCGACGACAAGUACUUGCAGUCGGAGCUACCUGGUGUGAUUUUGGACGAUGUGGCGGAGAACGGCGUCCGUCACCGUGUUAAAUAUGGCAUUAGCAUCGGAGACCAUGACUACCAGGAGACUGACGCCUCCAUCAGUUGGAACGCCGUAAGAGAGCAAGGAAUUACGGGCGAGUACAUUUAUGGAUUCCUCAGCAUAGGCCUGGCUGGGGUGCUCUGUGGCGAAAGUAUUUCAGGCAAUCCUCACAUGAUCGAGGGCCACCGUUUCUACGCCUACGGCGUGUGUGACGAAAAGUUCUCGGAAUGGAAGACAACUGACGACCAUGAUAACGAGUGGGACGGUAAGCUUAAGUCAUUGCAGCAGGUCCAGAGGUUUUCUAAACGAGUGAGGCUGUCAGCCUUUGCGAAAGACCUCGACGAGUUGAUGAAGAAGGCCCAAGGAGCGAAUUGUCUGUCGUACGAGACUAGGGCAAAGUAUCCGUCUCUGAAGCGGAAGGGUCUCGUGUUCAGGGCACUGGACGGGUCUUUCAGUUUCAAGGUCAUAGCGAACGACUGGCUGCUGGAUCAGACGGAGAAGCUUCGUUGCGUUGGCCAAGACAAGGUUGUCUGCCGGCCAGGUCCUCACGAGUGCGCUUGA
Diaporthe amygdali is the source of this 1302-nucleotide messenger RNA. RefSeq lists its product as uncharacterized. Lineage: Eukaryota; Fungi; Ascomycota; Sordariomycetes; Diaporthales; Diaporthaceae. The transcript has 2 exons. The record is from RefSeq and is a predicted model, not a curated record. The coding region runs from base 1 to 1302 and encodes 433 amino acids.